AGCUGAAGGUACGACGCGGACGGACGGACGCUCGUGCACUGAAAAAGAGAACGGCCGGUCUUCUGCACGGGCGCGCGCGCUGGCACAGUCUGCCUCUGGAAAGUUUGCUGGCGUUUCGAGAGAAUAAGUUCUGAGCGGAGAAACAUGUCGAGGAAGAAGGCGCUGAAGGGGAGCGCGAGCGCGUCCCAGAGCAGGCACAGGGAGAAGAGGAGGAGCGCGAGGAGCUGUGGAGGAGAUCAUCCUCCUCCUCCUCCUCCUCCUCAUCCUCCUCUCAGCAGCGCGCAGUCUUAUCACCUCUCCUUUAAGGUCAUGCUGGUUGGAGAUUCAGGAGUUGGGAAGACUUGUCUACUCGUUCGUUUUAAGGAUGGAGCUUUUCUGGCAGGAAGCUUCAUUUCAACUGUCGGCAUCGACUUCAGAAAUAAAGUGCUGAACAUUGAUGGAGUGAAGGUUAAACUACAGAUUUGGGACACGGCUGGUCAGGAGAGGUUCAGGAGUGUGACUCAUGCGUACUACAGAGACGCUGACGCUCUUCUCCUGCUGUACGAUGUGACGAAUAAAACAUCUUUCCACAACAUUCAGGCCUGGCUAACAGAGAUUCAUGACUUUGCUCAGGAGAAUGUGGUCCUGAUGCUGUUGGGAAACAAGGCUGACUCUACUCAUGAGCGAGUGGUGAAGAGAGAGGAGGGAGAGAAACUGGCGAAGGAGUUCGGAGUUCCCUUCAUGGAGACCAGCGCAAAGUCCGGCCUGAAUGUGGAACUGGCCUUCACUGCUGCAGCAAAAGAGCUGAAGUACAGGGAGAUGAAGGAGUCCGAUGCUCCUCAGUUCCGGCUGCAGGAGUUUGUGAAUAAGGAGAUGAGGGGCGGCGGCUGCUGUGGCUCGUAGACGUGUGUUUAUCUCUCUGCUGUGCAGAUCAAAGAGGAUUUUUACAGUUUAACACAAACAAACAAACACUACAGCACAAACAGCAUAAUGAGCACAUUAUUAAUAAUCUGUAAGAAUUUAGUGUGUGUGUGUGUGUGUGUGUUUGUGUGUAUGUGUGUUUGGGUGUUUGGGUGUGUGUGUUUGUGUGUAUGUGUGUUUGU
Messenger RNA from Colossoma macropomum (tambaqui), 1082 nucleotides. RefSeq names its product ras-related protein Rab-26. NCBI's taxonomy places the organism in Eukaryota, Metazoa, Chordata, Actinopteri, Characiformes, Serrasalmidae. The coding region runs from base 145 to 882 and encodes 245 amino acids. The record is from RefSeq and is a predicted model, not a curated record. The transcript has 9 exons. Gene Ontology annotation, molecular function: GTP binding; GTPase activity. Gene Ontology annotation, cellular component: endosome; Golgi apparatus.